Molecule: messenger RNA, 462 nt
Organism: Aspergillus novofumigatus IBT 16806
Lineage: Eukaryota; Fungi; Ascomycota; Eurotiomycetes; Eurotiales; Aspergillaceae
Exons: 1
Coding region: 1-462 (153 amino acids)
Source: RefSeq, a predicted model, not a curated record
AUGGUUGUCAAAAUGCCCGAUCGCGAGGGCGCUGUAGCUGCGGCACGUAAAGAGGCUCCUUUCGUGCUGACGGAAUCCCAAGGGUCCCUCGCGAUCCUGUUGGAGCGAGUUCAAGAUGUUGACUGGGCCUCGAAGAACGAUGUCGAUCUGACGAGGAGGUCAAGAGCUAGUCCCGCCAAAACGCUGUGUUGCUUCAGACUCGCGGUAUUGAGACGGCCAAUCGUGUGCAGCACGUGUAUAACUUGUGUGAAGCGUUUGUGGACGUUUAGAAAGUGCAUUUCCGCCCCAGGGGUUGUCAUUAACGACCAGCGUCGUUCCAUCAUUGCAGGAGCCUGUGCCAAUUGUGUCUGGCGCGGUAAGGGAGCGCAAUGCUCCUUUUACGUCGGCGAAAACGAGGGCUGGGAUCAGGAGUUCGAUAAGUACGUAUUUCUUCUUUUCCGAAUUGUCUUCAUUCCCGGCUGA